This is a messenger RNA of Coturnix japonica (Japanese quail), 2058 nucleotides long. RefSeq names its product serine/threonine-protein kinase Nek3. Gene Ontology annotation, molecular function: protein kinase activity; ATP binding. NCBI's taxonomy places the organism in Eukaryota, Metazoa, Chordata, Aves, Galliformes, Phasianidae. The record is from RefSeq and is a predicted model, not a curated record. Gene Ontology annotation, biological process: protein phosphorylation.
AGUGGCUUUAACUCCACUUAUUUUUUUAAUAUUUAAGGUCUUUUUUCCAGUGUUUAAUCUUAUGACACUAAAUGUAAUGAAAGCACAUAGUGACUUGGAUUACAGGGCUCAGGCCUUGGCUUUUGUGCAACAUGGAGCAGCAAAAUCCCCUCAGCGAAGCCCUUUGUUAACCGGCCCUUGCAAUGAGGCCCCGCCCGCCGCCAUGGCUGUGCCCUCCCUCACUGCCACAGAGGCCGGGGCGGUUGCCUCCUUCCUUUCCCGCCCCGAAGUGGGUUGUUCUGUGUUUGUGGAGGCGGCCUCGGGGCCUCGGCUAUCGCGGUUUGUAAAGAAUGGAAGCGUACGAAGUAGUGAAAGUAUUGGGAGAGGGAUCCUUCGGGAGAGCUCUCCUUGUUCGGCACAAAGCCAGCGACCAGAAGUAUGCCAUGAAGGAGAUUAGGCUUCCUGUGUCCUCAUCUGGUGUAGAGAACUCUAGGAAGGAAGCUAUUCUUUUGGCUAAAAUGAAGCAUCCAAAUAUUGUUGCCUAUAAAGAAUCAUUUGAAGCUGAUGGACACCUGUAUAUAGUGAUGGAGUAUUGUGAUGAUGGAGAUCUAAUGCAAAAGAUUAAACACCAGAGAGGAAAGUUGUUCCCUGAAGACACGACACAGCGUUCUUUCUGCCAUGUUAAAAUAUAUAUACUUGUGUUUGAAAGAAUUCAGCCUUUUGUGGAAACUGGAAGCCACUGUGCUGGAGUUACUUAUGACUCUCAGGUGUUGGAAGUGCACUUCCUUUUUUUUCAGAUCCUUUGCUGGUUUGUGCAGAUGUGCCUGGGUGUGAAGCACAUUCACGAUAAGCGUGUAUUGCACAGAGAUAUCAAAUCUAAGAACGUCUUUCUCACUCAAAAUGGAAAAGUAAAACUGGGAGAUUUUGGAUCUGCACGACUUCUUGCACACCCAGUGUCAUAUGCCUGCACAUAUGUGGGAACUCCUUACUACGUACCUCCUGAAAUAUGGGAAAACAUGCCAUACAACAACAAAAGUGAUAUAUGGUCUCUGGGGUGCAUCCUGUAUGAGCUGUGCACUCUUAGACAUCCGUUUCAAGCCAAUAGCUGGAAACAUCUAAUCCUUAAGAUAUGCAAAGGAUCCUACAGUCCACUGCCAUCUCACUAUUCCUAUGAACUCCAUUACUUAAUAAAACAGAUUUUUAAGAGGAAUCCAAAGAAUCGUCCAUCAGCGACUACUAUUCUUGCAAGAGGUUGCUUAGCCAAACUUAUCGAAAAUGGUUUCCCUUCUGAGGUGACAGAAGAAUUCAAGCAAGAAUUAAAGGAAAUGAGGAAAUGCAAAGGCACUACAACAAGACCAAAAGGUAGCGUUGCAGCUGGUGGAGGCUCAAAGAAGGAAGAAAGUAAGCCAAGCAAAGGUGAAAGUAGCAGGUAUAGCAAGUUGAAAAGUGAGAAUACUACUAAAGGUUUGGAUGAAUGCGCAAGAGAACAAAGGAAAAGUGAUGAGGAGGCAGAAACUCUGGAAGCCCUCUCAGGAGUUACUGAUUUGACACAUCUCCACAGGAGACAAUGGGAGAAGAGAACAUUCAGUACCAUAGUGGAUGUCCUGGAAAAUGCUCCCUUGCUUUCUUCCAGUUUUACAUCUGAAGAGAAUAAAAAUGGCUCUGUUACAAACUACAGUGAAAAUAAGCCACGUAAGCAGUGGACUAAGGAAACUCCUCGGACCCUGAUGAACAUCCUCAGUAAUGCAGAUGUCAGCUUAGCGUUUAAAACAUACACAAUUUAUAAACCAGCUUCUGAAAAUAUAUUCAGAGGUCCACUUUGUGAUGAAACCGAAGCAUCUGAUGAACUAGAUGGGGAACAUGAAGAUAUUGACACGGAUUUGGAGAGACUCGAGCCUAGAUCUGAUGAAGACGAUACGGACUUUGAGGAAGAUGACCCAGACUGGGUGUCAGAACUGGAAACGGUAUUGAAACACGCUGACUGAAAACAUGGAGUUCUUCUACAGUAACGAAAGUCAGUCUUGCCACUAUCUGUAAUUCAGUUAUUAAAAGUUUAUUAAUAAAAUCACCUCGGUCACA